AUGAGUAACAUCACUUUGCAGCCUGUGGGCCUCGUUGACUCUUCUAAACAUUAUUGGUAUCAAAGAAUAGACACCACGAGUAUGGACAAUUUCCAAAGCUCAGAUGACCUUCCCACGACUUUCACCCAGUAUGUUGUAGCCUACGGCGGUGAAAAAUAUUUCUACCCUGGUACAGACUACGAGAAACUGCCCCUGCCUGAGGCUGCUAUAACUCUUCUUGGUGACUACAAGACAGUCGCAGAUCAGCGACUGAGGAUUGAGCAAGAAGUGUAUACAUCGUAUGGGAAUCUAAAGGAUUACUUCCAAUCCUAUGCGAGUACGGCACACCUGAGAUAUAAUUUAGCCCUAAAUUACUUGGGCCAACUAAGCGCGCAAAUUGCAGUGGAUAACACUCCCAACGCCGAUGAUCUCCAAGGCUUGCAUGCCAUUGUUGAAGAGCGAUCCAAUGUCAGCAGCAAGAUGGAACAAACAGCAUCCGACCUUGUAACAACCCUCAUGGAGAUUAGCUCGACUCUCAGUUCGCGGAUUGAAAGUAUUAACCAGAAUGUCACCGAUCUGGAUCGUGAAUGCAAACUUACUGCGGCUGAGGUAAGUAUCUUCGUUAUCGGGGCCGAAGAUAGAAAUUCUUCAGCAACAGUAAGACGGUGUAUAUCUGCAUUGGGAUAUACGCAAUUGGCAUCCCAAGUAACCGGUGAUGCCCAAGCAGUGUGCGAUGAGAUGGGAAUUAUGAUCAAUGAAAUGCAAGCGGAACAAGGCAGAUGGAGAAACAUCACCUCGGAUCUAACUGAUAUUGAAAAAUAUAUUACCAAAGAACAAACCACCGCGAUUCAAAUCAUAGCUAGUCUGGAUAACGAGCAGAUCAUCGAAAGAUGGCAAGAACUGGGUGAUAUAGUUGAAUAG
This is a messenger RNA of Botrytis sinoallii, 900 nucleotides long. RefSeq lists its product as uncharacterized. Lineage: Eukaryota; Fungi; Ascomycota; Leotiomycetes; Helotiales; Sclerotiniaceae. The transcript is spliced from 7 exons. The record is from RefSeq and is a predicted model, not a curated record. Bases 1 to 900 code for a protein of 299 amino acids.